Molecule: messenger RNA, 420 nt
Organism: Bipolaris maydis ATCC 48331
Lineage: Eukaryota; Fungi; Ascomycota; Dothideomycetes; Pleosporales; Pleosporaceae
Source: RefSeq, a predicted model, not a curated record
AUGCCUUCGCGCAAAUUACUCAGCGGAACACCCUGUACAGGUCAACAGGCAGAGCAUGCGCGAAUCGCCGGUCAACUUCAUCGUAACCCGAGCCAGAGUUUGACUUCGGAAUCACAUCAUGGAAUGAGCUCUUGGCAAGAGCUCGACGACAUUCCAUCUCAGCUACAACCAGGCAAGAAGCGCGUCGCCAGCUCCCAAGAAGACGGGCUUCCGCACAAAACACGCCAACUGCAGGCCAAAGCAAGGAUGUCGGAACUUAUGUCAGAGGCUGCAGCUAAGCUUGCCGAGGCGUCAGAGAAGGAGAAGAAGGUCGCAAUUAUUAGAGCGGAAGCAGCUGAGAAGAUAGCAGAAGCCAUGCAGAUGCGUGCAGAGUACGACCGCCGAGCAUUAGAGGAGUGGAUGGGAAAUCGGUCCCCGUGA